UGCAAGGUGUGGCACCAGUGUGCAGUUCCUGUGAAAGAAAGCCCACUUUGAACCAAAAUAAGGGAUAAGGUGUUUGAAACAGAGGAAUUUGGUGUGGUAUUGUUACCUCCACCACAACUAUGGGUAUUGGGAGAAGAUUAGUUUAUGGACUUUACCUGCUCUCAGGUCUCUCAGUUGUCGUGGGGAUCCAUGUGGAGUUUCAGCAGCCAGAGUACGAGGUUGCCAGGGGUGACCAAGUCUCCCUGACCUGCAUAUUCCGGCCCGAGGCCCCCUCGCCCAAGGUUGCUGUCAUCACCUGGACAGCUGAUGCUGACGACCCAGCAGAACCCCAGAUAGCGAUUGGAACGUACUUCUAUUCCUCUGGUCCUACUGGAACUCAGCUUGACAUCAACGCGGACUAUGAGGGGAAAGCCACCAUGACCAAUGACGUACCUGCUGGAGUGUCAACCCUGACCUUCCCCAAGGUCACCAUGCAGGAGAACAGGGUUUUCCAAUGCGCUGUGCAGAUCCCGGGUGAUAAUGACGGCCAACAAGCGGAUACCACCAGACUGGUGGUGCUGGUUGCUCCCUCCGUGCCAGUCUGCAAUAUCCAGGGGGCAGCGGAGUAUGGCAACAAUAUCAACCUCACCUGCAAGUCUGAGGAGGGCUCUCCCGCGCCCACCUACAAGUGGGAGAGGUUUGACCCCAGCAACAGACCACUGAACUUCCCACCGAGAACCACUGAGAAUAAUGGAGUUCUGUCCCUCUUCAAUGUGUCAAGGGAAACAUCUGGAUAUUACAUCUGCACCUCAACCAAUAAGAUUCGUUCUGCGUCAUACAAUAUGACGCUCAGUGUAAUGCCACCUAGCAUGAAGAUUGGCUCCACUGCGGGCAUCAUCGGAGGUUGCGUUGCUGGAUUAGUGGUCCUCAUCAUCGUCGUUUACUGCUGCUGCCGCAGAAAGAAGAAGAAGGAGGCAGCAGAACAUGGGACACGAGAAUAUGGAAUGGAAGAGCACGCCGCCUACCAUGACAAGCCACCUUCGGAGAUGGGAAAAGAGCGUGAUGGGAAUACCGUGGAUCGCUACGAGGACACGAGAGAGGUGUCCCUUAUCCCGCGCACUGGGUUUCAAGAUGACCGCAGUGAACAGUACGACAAUCACUCACGUCAAGAUGAUAAUCGCGAAGACCGCCGAGGCUCUUCUGAUCGCCUUGAUCGGUACGAGGACAGCCGACGAGGCUCUUCCGAUCGCCUUGAUCGAUAUGAGGACAGUCGACGUGGCUCUUCUGACCGCCUUGAUCGUUACGAGGACAGUCGACGUGGCUCCUUCGAUCGCCUCGAUCGACAUGACGACGAUUCUCGCUAUCGCUCUGCUGAUCGAUCCGCUGAUCGAUCUGAUCGUUACGGCAAUGGUCGCAGUGGCUCCAGUGACCGUCUAGAUCGCUAUAUCGAUAAACGAGGUCGCUCUAAGGAAAGACUGGAUCGCUAUGACGACAGCCGUGGGCGGUCCAGGGAAAGACUCGACCGCUACGAAGAUGGCCGUGGGCGCUCCAAUGACCGCCUUGAUCGCUAUGACGAUACUCGUAGUCGCUCAAGCGAUCGGCUGGACCGCUACGAUGAUAAUCGCAGCCGCUCUAGUGAUCGACUUGACCGCUAUGAGGGUGAUCGAGACCGAUACGAUGAUCGGCGUGAUGACUACAGUGUAGGGGUGUAAAUCGCAGCUUCCAUGAUGAUGCCAUUCAAUAUCAGUUUCUUAAGGCAGCGAUUUGAUUAUUUUUGAUACUUAAGAAUGCCCCACGAUACGAUUCGAUUCAAUUCGAUUCAAUGUUUUCCCACUUACUUUCCCACUUCUAUUUUGUUGCACAAUUAACAGCUAGGGCAUUUGGCAGGGGCCAGCGAUUCGAUUAUGUUCACUACUUAAGAAUGCCCCACGAUACGAUUUGAUUCGAUCGUCGGCCGUAGGAUCUAUGCUAUUGAUACAUAUUUACACCCCUACUACAGUGACCGAUUUUAAGGCCCAUGUUUGAUCAGGGCUGUGUUUUGUAAAAAUAUUAAAGUAGCAUUAGCCUAAGUAGUGCAUAAGUAUGAGGGGCCCCCUAGGCCAUAUACAUACGACAGUUUAUACAUACAAUAGUUAUAUAGGCCUACAUACAAUAUUUUUUUCUCAAGCAUGCAAAUAAAAUGCGUAGGUAAAGUGCAGGUUUGAGGUACAUAGUGUAUGCAUCAACAUUUAGUGAUGAUGUGAGAUCUAUUUCUGAUACAUUGCCUAAGGGGCACCUCAUGCCCAAGUACUACAUAGGCUUACGUACUACAAAACAGAUUUUGGGAAACACAGACCUUCAACGUAAAGCAACAUUAAAAAUUGAACUUGAGUUGACCGCUUACGUCCCUGACAAAACUGGCCGCAUUGUCAGGUCCACGUUAUAAAUUAAUUCUGUUUUAAAUGUCAUUGACCCUGACUAUACUCUAUUUUGUGGUUACAUACUGUAAUGCUGUGUACAGAGCUGUGCAGUUAUUUUAGUGUAAAAAAAAUGUCUGUUUUAUGUCCAUUUGUCAUAUUUUUGUUAUUUUUUGUUCUUUUUAUUAUCUGAAGUUGACCUUUUGUAAUGCUCAAUUUAGGCUUAAUAUUUGCAUAAUUUCAUUAUUUUAUGUUUCAAUUAAUUAAUAAUUAUUUGAUAUUUUAUCCAUGUGCUAUUCAAUGUUAACAUACAGUUAUAAAUUUCGCAUGCAAUACAUUAUAUCAUUGUGGUGCUUCUUCUGUAAGUUUUUAAUAAUGUCUAAAGAUGGACAAGUCAUGUUGACUGAUCACCAUGUG
Molecule: messenger RNA, 2792 nt
Organism: Engraulis encrasicolus (European anchovy)
Lineage: Eukaryota; Metazoa; Chordata; Actinopteri; Clupeiformes; Engraulidae
Gene: gpa33b
Product: glycoprotein A33 (transmembrane), paralog b
Exons: 7
Coding region: 120-1691 (523 amino acids)
Cellular component (GO): plasma membrane
Source: RefSeq, a predicted model, not a curated record